Messenger RNA from Tetrapisispora phaffii CBS 4417, 837 nucleotides. It is a transcript of the gene PER33, whose product is annotated as Per33p. Gene Ontology annotation, biological process: endoplasmic reticulum tubular network organization; membrane organization. Lineage: Eukaryota; Fungi; Ascomycota; Saccharomycetes; Saccharomycetales; Saccharomycetaceae. The transcript has a single exon. The record is from RefSeq and is a predicted model, not a curated record. Gene Ontology annotation, cellular component: endoplasmic reticulum; membrane. Bases 1 to 837 code for a protein of 278 amino acids.
AUGACGGGCGGUGGCAAUGCCAAUGGUGCAAGUCCAAGCAGCGUUCAUCAAGCGUACCCUUUAUCGGCCCUGCUGAGGACAAGGUUAAGGCAACCUCAAUUUUAUUGGUUCCUCGGCCAUUUUUUGGCUCUCUACCAUUUCGUUUGCCUGCAUCUGUCGUUCUGGUCGUGGAACAACCAGCUCUACCACUAUGAGAUGUGUCUGCUGUACGUCUCGGUCACUUACACUGUCGUUCUCUACCAAUUUUACAAGAGCGGGCAAUUGAGGUUUGUCAGUUUGAGACAGUUCUUCAGGAUUUUGAAAACUCUGGAUAACUUGCAAUAUUUCGUGCUGGUGGCCUUCUUUUUGAUAUUGGCCAUUACACAAAUGGUCAUGAUAAGUGGGGUCCUGUAUCCACUGAUGGUCUUCUCGGUGUUCCAUUUCUUGAACUAUUUUAAAGAGAAUUUAUUACCAUUUUUACCAAUUAAUUCCAUCUUUAAAAAUUUGGUUAACAACAACUUCACGAAUUUCAUCAAUAACUACAGCAACUUCUUCUUUCAAAUGGCACAAUUCUUUGAGAUUAUUACCUGUUUGAAAUUGACCCUUAUUAAAUUGCCGUUACUACUCGUUAAAUUCCCUGUCUUAAUGGUCACGAAAAACGAUCUUUACACGAUCCUAGCAUCAAUUUUUUACUUGUAUUUUUUCAAACUAAGGUACCUACAAUCUAAAUCGAUGCAACUAUUGCUAACUCAAUUGGUGAUGAAAGCGGAUUCAAAUAUUCCACUAAAUUAUAAAUCGAUCUGGUUGAAGUACAAGAAUCUAAUCAAAGUGAUAUUUGAAAACCUUCCAGUAGCAUAG